Messenger RNA from Clupea harengus (Atlantic herring), 1726 nucleotides. RefSeq lists its product as uncharacterized. The record is from RefSeq and is a predicted model, not a curated record. Lineage: Eukaryota; Metazoa; Chordata; Actinopteri; Clupeiformes; Clupeidae. The transcript has 6 exons. Gene Ontology annotation, cellular component: cell surface. Bases 818 to 1726 code for a protein of 302 amino acids. Gene Ontology annotation, biological process: cell-matrix adhesion.
AUAGUUGUUAGGUGUGGUGAUAUCUUGGGAUAUCCUAAAGACAACCUAUCAUGUCAACUGAUCACAACAACAACAUCAACCACAUCAACAACAUCAACAACAUCACCUCAUUGGUGCUUGCAGCUAUAUUUCUACUUUAUCGAUUUUGAACACGAUUAAAUGAUUGAUUUGUGAAUUAAUGAAUGUUAUUGAUUUGCGGUUGUUGUCUCCUGUCACCAGGUUGCAUGCACUUGAAUGGCAGCAGUGAGGACUGGCUGGUGAGGAACUUUGGGUCUUUCUCAGUCAAGGCCACCAUGAAGGACCUCUCAUCCCUUAACAUGGUCUUCAGUGGGGUGAGCCAUCAAUCAUGAUACUAUACAACUCAAUAGUCACCUUGAUCUUUAAUAUUGAUCUUUAAUAUUUCUCAGGCAUGUGUUCCAGAGGCUGAAUUGGUAGCUUAGCUGAUAGAGCUGGACAACAUCAGGGAAAUUAAUUUUACACAGCAAUUAAUUUGACACAUACUAAAAAAAAUAAAAAAAUAAUAAUGUUUAUGCGCUAUCCCUGUACUAUGAGGAUGUGAUGUGCUGCUGUACUGUGACUGUACCGUACUAUACUAUGAUGUACUGUAUGUCAGUACGUUGCUGUGUACAAAUGCAUCAGCUCAUAACCUCUUAAUCCCCCCCCAACCCCCUACGCCCACCUCCUUCUCCACCUCUAGCUGGAGGUCCUCCACCUCCUGACGCCCGAGCAGAGGGCCGAGCUGCUCCUGCAGCCAGAAUUGGCUGGGCUGGAUAACGGCUCCCUCAGCCUGGUCUUCGACAGCCUGCUGGACCCUCUGAUGCCUCGGCCCCGCCCACCUACUGGGGCUCAUCCCACUCCUGCCCCCGUCGCCGCCUACACGAGCAACAUGACGGCUGGGCCGUACCACACCCAGCCCUACGACGCCCAGUUCUACCCCACCCCAGUUCCAAGCAGAGAGGUGGCGGACGGAGUCAUGUCUGUCUUGAGACCGGCUGCAAGUUUUGCCAGACAGUUGGUGACCUUCACAAAUCAGCACAACCUGACGACCACGACGAGUGCCACUCUAAUCCAGGCCAUGCUCAACUGGACCUUAGCAGAACUGGCCGCUCCCUACAAACAGAACAGCACUGUUCCAGAUGAGGUGACCUUUGACCCGCUGGACGUGAACGACUGGUUCCGGCAUGCCGUGGUUCCGGUUCUGAGACGCUACCUGCCCCAAGGCCAGACGGAGAUCCCACAGAACAUCACUGCAGUGUUCCACAGCCUGUUCCAUAUCCAGGCCGGUUUGGAGCCCGACUCUGAGGACACUGACGAAGGCCCUGAUGUCUGCAGUGUGACCAUUGAUGAGAAGUCUUGUGCUCUGACUGAUGCGGUGGAGGAGGUAGCCCGUGUCAUGCACUGUGCAGCGCAGGCCAACCUGAGUCUGACCGAGGAGACCCUGAUGAGGCUAGUGCUGGAGCUCUCCUCCAGCCUCAACUCACUCAUGCGCCAGCUCUCCCACACGAACUUCAGCUCCCCCGACUCUCCGUUCUUCGACAUCCUCGGCAAGAUCGUUGCAGGUCCUCUGACGCAGGAGAACCUUCGCGACGUCACCUUCAUCAGGCUGUGGUUCCAGAUCAAGCUGAGGCCCCUGCUGCCGACCCUGACCCCAGAGUUCAUGUCAUGCCUGAGCGCCAAAAGAUUCAGCUGUGAAACCUUCCAAGCCCUGUGCGUUUACGGUUUAUAA